ACGACAUUGGGGUUGACAUUUCGAAGAAAUUAAUAAAUGUGGAUCAUAAUGUACGUAAAACAGCUAUAAAAGGAAACCCGAAGCGAAAAUUGUUCAUUGAGGGGACGAAGAGAAAUACGAACUACAGCCAAAGGGAAAAAUGAGUGACAUUGAUGAAGACCAUUAUGAAAAAACAAUGGAGGAGAGUAAUCAUGGCAACCUACUUCUUGGUAAAAUUAUGGAACUUCAGUUGGCUGAUGAGAUGUGUGAUUGUACACUGAAUGUAGAUGGUGCACAAAUAAAGGUGCACAAAGUUAUGCUUGUUGCCACAAGUGAUUUCUUCCGUGCCAUGUUCCUUUCCCCAAUGCAAGAGAGAUGUCAGGAUGUGGUGGAACUGAAAGGGUUAAGUCCCACUGGAGUCAGGGAUAUUGUAACAUUUAUAUACACUGGAAAGUUAGCAAUUGACCUUGAGAAUUUAAACCGUAUCGUCCACACAGCAUCCUUUCUACAGGUCAACAGUGCUUUGAAUUUGUGCUCAGAGUAUAUUAACUCUUUACUGACCUUUGACACUGCAGAUGAUCUUCUCCCAUUGGCUAAAGAUUACUCAUUGAAUGAUGUCAUUGAUAAAUUCAAUCAGGUGAUUUUAGAUGAUUUUGAAACAUUUUGCGAAACAGAAAAUUUUCUUGAGUUGACAAUGGAACAGUUGCUGGAGUAUUUAGACUCAGAUAAACUGGACAUUAAGUCAGAGUUCGUCCUGUUUCAGGGUGUUGAAAAGUGGCUGAAUUAUGACACAAGUCGCUGCCGCAAUAAUAUGAUCGAGAUUUAUAAACAUAUACGAUUCUCAUUGAUGUCUGAAGUGGAGUUGGAUCAAGUUAGUGCUGCCACCUAUACCAUUUGCUCAACACUGGAUAUUCCAAUUGAACAAAUCCGACCUGAGAUUGAUAAAGGUCAGCGUUACCAUAGUGAUCGUAUCAUGUCCCAUCCCAUAAUAACAUCCAAUAUGUCACCCCGUACAACCAAAGAGAGCCUAGCAUUGUUACAUCAGGGUAACACAUACACUAACUCAACAAUUGAAAUCAUAAGUCCCCCUGACCUGGAAAUAAAACCAGCUGUAAGUGACACAAUUCUUUCAAUGAUUUGUCGGGAGCUACGUGCCACAGUUCUCGACAAUUUCAUAUUCAUCACAGCUCUAGUGGAUCAUGGUGGAGGGUCGCUAAUUGGGAAACUGUUCCGCUACGAUCCUCGUCAUAAUGAUAUUGAAGAGCUUGAGUGGAAAUACAGGUCAAGAAUGAGCAAGUCAUUUGUUGGCCAUGGUGGAAUAUUGUACCUUCUCGGAGGUCUUAAUCAGGCUACAUCAAUGCCAUUAGAUAUUUGUGAGACUUAUAAUUUAAGAACGCAGCAAUCGUUUGAAAUGUCUCCUCUUCCCCAUCCUGUACAUUUACAUGCAGCUUUAGUGUUUAAGGAUAAAAUAUACAUUACUGGAGGUGUUACACAACCAGGCCAUGUUAUCAAUACAGCAUAUGUUUAUGACAUUAAAAUAAGCAAAUGGACAGAAAUUGCUCCAUUAAAUUGUGCCCGUCGAUUGCACUGUAUGCUUCAAUCUGGAGGUCAGAUCAUGGUUUUGGGUGGUAUUUCACAUGGAGGUGUGCAUGACCAGAGAUUGAUGCCUAUAGAGGUUUAUGAUCCACAUUUGAACAUAUGGACAGAGAUGGAACCUCAUUGCAGUACUUUACCUGCUAACUCUGUAGGACACUUUAGUUUUGUGAAUGAUAAACUCUAUUGCAUAGGGCGUCAGUGCCCUAAAUCUGAAGAGUGCGAUUUCUGGCAAUUAGACCCAGACAAAGGCUGGACUCUGGUUGGUCAUCUGUAUCACUCUUGUAGCAAUGGUAAAAAAAAUAUAUACAGGAGCAGUGUAGCAGCAUAUUUAUUGCCAAUUAAAUUGGACAUGAAUGUUUUAAACCAUAAAAAUGAUUAAAACAUUAUUUUUUAAAUUAGUACAAGGCUCAUACGUACGUUUUAUGUGCAAAGUGCAUUGUGUCCAUGUGUGAAUGCAGUGUUGGUAUGUGUAUAUAGUAUGCCCGGUUUGUUUGUGUGUUUUAUGUACUCUCUUCAGGUCAUUGGGAAGCCCAACUACGCUAGGCUGCUGAAAUAUUUUCACUCUUACGUAACAUAGCCUAGCUCUAUCCUAAUUAUAUAACAGGAUAUCUCACAUUAGUUCUACAAGUAGAAUUCAAUGUACUGCCUUCUUUAUUAUUCUGAUCUUUCUAUGCAAUUCAUCUCCAUUUGAUAUUAUGAUAAAUUAAGCAUCAGCCAUCGCGCAUGCACUAGCAUUAGCCAAUAGUGGUAGUUGCAAACAAUAACAAGUCCAUGUGCUCGUCACACGAUCUAAGUGAUCAGAUCAUGAUCCGAUCUUCUGCCAUGGAUGUUAGAUAGAGAAUUGAAAUGAAGUCUUAUUGCAUGAG
This is a messenger RNA of Owenia fusiformis, 2441 nucleotides long. Lineage: Eukaryota; Metazoa; Annelida; Polychaeta; Sabellida; Oweniidae. The record is from the annotation of a GenBank genome assembly.